AUGUACUUCACCACCCUCACCACCCUCCUCACCCUGGCCGCCAGCGCCCUUGCGGCUCCGGCCCCCGCCCCAACAUACCACAACUGGCCGGGCGCCCCAACCAAGACCUACACCGCGCCGCGCAUCACCCACACCGUAGUUGCCGGCCGGGGCGGACAACUGCGCUUCGAUCCCGAAAACGUGGUUGCCGAAGUCGGUAGCAUCGUCGAGUUCCACUUCCUUCCCGCCAACCACUCCGUCGUCGAAGCGGCCUUCAACGCGCCCUGCCGUCCGCGUAGCGACGUCGACCCUGCGGCCCCGAACUCCUUCUUCAGCGGCUUCUUCCCCGUCACACCAAACCCGGAUGGAUCCUUGUGCCAGAGCGAAGAGGUCUUCCAGAUUGAGGUCAAGGACGACAAGCCAAUUUGGUACUACUGCGGUCAGCCCGGCGGUGGCGGGCACUGCCAGAGGGGCAUGGUUGGUGUGAUUAACCAGCGGUUUGACACGCCGUUUACGCUGGAGAAGUUCCGUCAAGAGGCCGCUAAGGUUCCCCCUCCGCCUGGGCUGCCAGCUGGUGGCGUCCGUGGUGGUUGGCGGAUCCCGAAUCCUAACCCUCUGGGUGGCUUCUAA
Thermochaetoides thermophila DSM 1495 is the source of this 609-nucleotide messenger RNA. RefSeq lists its product as uncharacterized. NCBI's taxonomy places the organism in Eukaryota, Fungi, Ascomycota, Sordariomycetes, Sordariales, Chaetomiaceae. The record is from RefSeq and is a predicted model, not a curated record. The transcript has a single exon. Bases 1 to 609 code for a protein of 202 amino acids.